GAAGCAUCCUGGCUUCCGCAGUUCGAUGUGUAAUCAGACUCUUGCGCUCCAUUUCUUCCUUUCUUUCACGAUUUAUCGCGAUUUUUUUUUUUUUUUUUGGAUCAGGCAGCAAUCAGUUCUCUCUUCCCGGUGUCUCUGAGAAACAGGUGAUCCUGGUUAACAACGGUCAGUGUUUGGAUGCUGUUUCCUUGCCGGCGUUUGCAGGAUGAUAGGACCCGGCGAGCCUGAAUGAGAGCAUAACUUUACUUUGCAAGAGGAAAAACUUUCUAUUUUGAGGGGAAGGCGUUUUCACCAAAUCCCGUAGCGUCUAAAAGCAGAAAAAGUUGGUUUUAAAGCUGGACUUCUCCACUGGUUUGGGAUCUGUGUGCGCGUGUCAAUUUCAAAGGCGGCUGCAUUUUUUUUUUAAAAGAAACGGUGGCCGGUUGGAAUAGACUUCUUAAAUGUUUGGGAUUCAAGAUACUUUAGGAAGAGGACCCAUUCUGAAAGAAAAAUCUCUCGCUUCUGAAAUGGAUUCCGUCAGGUCCUGGGUCAGAAAUGUUGGGGUGGUAGAUGCAAACGUAGCUGCACAAAGCGGAGUAGCUUUGUCCAGAGCCCACUUCGAAAAACAACCACCUUCCAACUUGAGGAAAUCCAAUUUCUUUCAUUUUGUCCUGGCUCUCUACGACAGGCAGGGGCAGCCGGUGGAAAUAGAGAGGACCGCUUUUGUGGACUUCGUAGAAAAUGAUAAAGAGCAAGGCAAUGAAAAGACCAAUAACGGCACACACUACAAACUUCAACUCCUUUACAGCAAUGGUGUCAGAACUGAACAGGAUCUGUUUGUUAGGCUCAUCGAUUCAGUCACUAAACAGCCCAUCACUUAUGAAGGACAGAACAAGAAUCCAGAAAUGUGCAGAGUUCUGCUUACUCAUGAAGUCAUGUGCAGCCGGUGCUGUGAAAAGAAAAGUUGCGGCAACAGAAACGAGACUCCCUCAGAUCCUGUGAUCAUUGACAGGUAG
Gopherus flavomarginatus (Mexican gopher tortoise) is the source of this 995-nucleotide messenger RNA. It is a transcript of the gene EBF2, whose product is annotated as EBF transcription factor 2. Gene Ontology annotation, biological process: regulation of transcription by RNA polymerase II. Lineage: Eukaryota; Metazoa; Chordata; Testudines; Testudinidae. Gene Ontology annotation, molecular function: RNA polymerase II cis-regulatory region sequence-specific DNA binding; DNA-binding transcription factor activity, RNA polymerase II-specific. The record is from RefSeq and is a predicted model, not a curated record. The coding region runs from base 441 to 995 and encodes 184 amino acids. The transcript is spliced from 6 exons.